Messenger RNA from Pan troglodytes (chimpanzee), 7105 nucleotides. It is a transcript of the gene TIAM1, whose product is annotated as TIAM Rac1 associated GEF 1. The record is from RefSeq and is a predicted model, not a curated record. Gene Ontology annotation, cellular component: cytosol; plasma membrane. The transcript is spliced from 27 exons. Gene Ontology annotation, molecular function: guanyl-nucleotide exchange factor activity; protein binding. Bases 329 to 4687 code for a protein of 1452 amino acids. Lineage: Eukaryota; Metazoa; Chordata; Mammalia; Primates; Hominidae. Gene Ontology annotation, biological process: small GTPase-mediated signal transduction; activation of GTPase activity.
AAGCCCAGGAGGAGGAAGAGGAGGCUGGUUGGUACCAUGGGCAUAAUGCUCUGAAUCCUAGUCUCUCACCUAGUAUGUGAGCAGUCCCUGCAGAUGGCCCAUUUGGAGAUCUUGACAAAGCCUCUUCUGUUUCCAAUGGGGUUUUUGGCGCAUUCUCACAGACUUAGAUGAAACUGUGAUGGCCACCGCAGGGGGCAGGUGCUGACAUCGUCCCCAGCCCUGUGGCUGUUCAUCCGGACAUCAUUUCCAACCUCAAUAUCUAAAUGCCACAGUGCUCUUGGAGCAAGUUGGGCUGGGGACCACUGUUGCCUUUUAAGACCAUAAAACCAUGGGAAACGCAGAAAGUCAACAUGUAGAGCACGAGUUUUAUGGAGAAAAGCAUGCCAGCCUGGGGCGCAAGCACACUUCCCGCUCCCUGCGCCUCUCGCACAAGACGCGGAGGACCAGGCACGCUUCCUCGGGGAAGGUGAUCCACAGGAACUCCGAAGUGAGCACCCGAUCCAGCAGCACCCCCAGCAUCCCCCAGUCCCUGGCUGAAAAUGGCCUGGAGCCCUUCUCCCAAGAUGGUACCCUAGAAGACUUCGGGAGCCCCAUCUGGGUGGACCGAGUGGACAUGGGCUUGAGACCUGUGUCUUACACUGACUCUUCUGUCACUCCCAGCGUAGACAGCAGCAUCGUCCUCACAGCAGCCUCUGUGCAGAGCAUGCCAGACACUGAGGAGAGCAGGCUUUACGGGGAUGACGCUACAUAUUUGGCUGAGGGAGGCAGGAGGCAGCAUUCCUAUACAUCCAAUGGGCCCACUUUCAUGGAGACGGCGAGCUUUAAGAAGAAACGCUCCAAAUCUGCAGACAUCUGGCGGGAGGACAGCCUGGAAUUCUCACUCUCUGAUCUGAGCCAAGAACAUUUAACAAGCAACGAAGAAAUCUUGGGUUCCGCCGAAGAGAAGGACUGCGAGGAGGCUCGGGGGAUGGAAACGCGGGCGAGUCCGCGGCAGCUCAGCACCUGUCAGAGAGCCAAUUCCUUGGGUGACUUGUAUGCUCAGAAAAACUCUGGAGUGACAGCAAACGGGGGGCCGGGGAGCAAAUUUGCAGGCUACUGUCGGAAUUUGGUGUCUGAUAUUCCCAAUCUUGCAAACCAUAAGAUGCCACCAGCUGCUGCUGAAGAGACUCCUCCGUACAGUAAUUAUAACACACUUCCCUGUAGGAAAUCUCACUGUCUCUCUGAAGGUGCCACCAACCCACAAAUUAGCCAUAGCAACAGCAUGCAAGGCAGAAGAGCUAAAACAACUCAGGAUGUUAAUGCAGGCGAGGGCAGUGAGUUUGCAGACAGUGGGAUUGAAGGGGCCACUACCGACACGGACCUCCUGUCCAGGCGAUCUAAUGCCACCAACUCCAGCUACUCACCCACCACAGGCCGGGCCUUUGUGGGCAGCGACAGCGGCAGCAGCUCCACCGGGGAUGCGGCUCGUCAGGGGGUGUACGAGAACUUCCGGCGGGAGCUGGAGAUGAGCACCACCAACAGCGAGAGCCUGGAGGAGGCCGGCUCGGCGCACAGCGAUGAGCAGAGCAGCGGCACCCUGAGCUCUCCGGGCCAGUCGGACAUCCUGCUGACCGCCGCACAGGGCACGGUGCGCAAGGCCGGCGCCCUGGCCGUCAAGAACUUCCUGGUGCACAAGAAGAACAAGAAGGUGGAGUCAGCCACCCGGAGGAAGUGGAAGCACUACUGGGUGUCCCUGAAAGGAUGCACGCUAUUUUUCUACGAGAGCGACGGCAGGUCUGGGAUAGACCACAACAGCAUCCCCAAACACGCCGUCUGGGUGGAGAACAGCAUUGUGCAGGCGGUGCCUGAGCACCCCAAGAAGGACUUUGUCUUCUGCCUCAGCAAUUCCCUGGGUGAUGCCUUCCUUUUUCAGACCACUAGCCAGACGGAGCUUGAAAACUGGAUCACCGCCAUCCACUCUGCCUGCGCCACUGCGGUCGCGAGGCACCACCACAAGGAAGACACGCUCCGACUCCUGAAAUCAGAGAUCAAAAAACUGGAACAGAAGAUUGACAUGGAUGAAAAGAUGAAGAAAAUGGGUGAAAUGCAGCUGUCUUCAGUCACUGACUCAAAGAAAAAGAAAACAAUAUUAGAUCAGAUCUUUGUCUGGGAGCAAAAUCUCGAGCAGUUCCAAAUGGACCUGUUUCGUUUCCGCUGUUAUUUAGCCAGCCUUCAGGGUGGGGAGCUGCCAAACCCCAAAAGGCUUCUCGCUUUUGCAAGUCGACCAACGAAAGUGGCCAUGGGCCGCCUUGGAAUCUUUUCGGUAUCAUCGUUUCAUGCCCUGGUGGCAGCACGCACUGGUGAAACUGGAGUGAGAAGACGUACUCAGGCCAUGUCCAGAUCCGCGAGCAAGCGAAGGAGCAGGUUUUCUUCUCUGUGGGGUCUGGAUACUACCUCCAAAAAGAAGCAGGGACGGCCAAGCAUCAAUCAGGUGUUUGGAGAGGGAACCGAAGCUGUAAAGAAAUCUUUAGAGGGAAUAUUUGAUGACAUUGUUCCAGAUGGCAAGAGGGAGAAAGAAGUGGUCUUACCUAACGUUCACCAGCACAACCCUGACUGCGACAUUUGGGUCCACGAGUAUUUCACUCCAUCCUGGUUCUGUCUGCCCAAUAAUCAGCCUGCCCUGACGGUCGUCCGGCCAGGCGACACUGCACGGGACACCCUGGAGCUGAUUUGCAAGACACAUCAACUGGAUCAUUCUGCUCAUUACCUGCGCCUGAAAUUUCUAAUAGAAAACAAAAUGCAGCACUAUGUUCCACAGCCCGAGGAAGACAUCUAUGAGCUGCUGUACAAAGAAAUUGAAAUCUGUCCAAAAGUCACUCAGAGCAUCCACAUUGAGAAGUCAGAUACAGCUGCUGAUACUUACGGGUUUUCACUUUCUUCUGUGGAAGAAGAUGGUAUUCGAAGGCUGUACGUGAAUAGUGUGAAGGAAACCGGUUUAGCUUCCAAGAAAGGCCUGAAAGCGGGAGAUGAGAUUCUUGAGAUCAAUAAUCGUGCUGCUGACGCCCUGAACUCUUCUAUGCUCAAAGAUUUCCUCUCACAGCCCUCGCUGGGCCUCCUGGUGAGGACCUACCCCGAGCUGGAGGAAGGAGUGGAGCUGCUGGAAAGCCCGCCCCACCGAGUGGACGGCCCUGCCGACGUUGGCGAGAGCCCCCUCGCCUUUCUCACCAGCAACCCAGGGCACAGCCUCUGCAGCGAGCAGGGCAGCAGUGCUGAGACCGCUCCAGAGGAGACCGAGGGGCCAGACUUGGAAUCCUCAGAUGAGACUGAUCACAGCAGCAAGAGUACAGAACAGGUGGCCGCAUUUUGCCGCAGUUUGCAUGAGAUGAACCCCUCUGACCAGAGCCCAUCUCCUCAGGACUCCACGGGGCCUCAGCUGGCGACCAUGAGACAACUCUCGGAUGCAGAUAAGCUGCGCAAGGUGAUCUGCGAGCUCCUGGAGACGGAGCGCACCUACGUGAAGGAUUUAAACUGUCUUAUGGAGAGAUACCUAAAGCCUCUUCAAAAAGAAACUUUUCUCACCCAGGAUGAGCUUGACGUGCUUUUUGGAAAUUUAACGGAAAUGGUAGAGUUUCAAGUAGAAUUCCUUAAAACUCUAGAAGAUGGAGUGAGACUGGUACCUGAUUUGGAAAAGCUUGAGAAGGUUGAUCAAUUUAAGAAAGUGCUGUUCUCUCUGGGGGGAUCAUUCCUGUAUUACGCUGACCGCUUCAAGCUCUACAGUGCCUUCUGCGCCAGCCACACAAAAGUUCCCAAGGUCCUGGUGAAAGCCAAGACAGACACGGCUUUCAAGGCGUUCUUGGAUGCCCAGAACCCGAAGCAGCAGCACUCAUCCACGCUGGAGUCGUACCUCAUCAAGCCCAUCCAGAGGAUCCUCAAGUACCCACUUCUGCUCAGGGAGCUGUUCGCCCUGACCGAUGUGGAGAGCGAGGAGCACUACCACCUGGACGUGGCCAUCAAGACCAUGAACAAGGUUGCCAGUCACAUCAAUGAGAUGCAGAAAAUCCAUGAAGAGUUUGGGGCUGUGUUUGACCAGCUGAUUGCUGAACAGACUGGUGAGAAAAAAGAGGUUGCAGAUCUGAGCAUGGGAGACCUGCUUUUGCACACCACCGUGAUCUGGCUGAACCCGCCGGCCUCGCUAGGCAAGUGGAAAAAGGAACCAGAGUUGGCAGCAUUCGUCUUCAAAACUGCUGUGGUCCUUGUGUAUAAAGAUGGUUCCAAACAGAAGAAGAAACUUGUAGGAUCGCACAGGCUUUCCAUUUAUGAGGACUGGGACCCCUUCAGAUUUCGACACAUGAUCCCCACGGAAGCGCUGCAGGUUCGAGCUUUGGCGAGUGCAGAUGCAGAGGCAAAUGCCGUGUGUGAAAUUGUCCAUGUAAAAUCCGAGUCUGAAGGGAGGCCGGAGAGGGUCUUCCACUUGUGCUGCAGCUCCCCAGAGAGCCGAAAGGAUUUCCUAAAGGCUGUGCAUUCAAUCCUGCGCGAUAAGCACAGAAGACAGCUCCUCAAAACCGAGAGCCUUCCCUCAUCCCAGCAAUAUGUCCCUUUUGGAGGCAAAAGAUUGUGUGCACUGAAGGGGGCCAGGCCGGCCAUGAGCAGGGCAGGUACUGUGGGGAUUCGGACGUUCAAGAUUCCCGUCACUCCCACUCCGCAGUAGAACUCCAUGUCUGCCCCAAGCAAGUCUCUUGGGAGGAGGAGGCGGCGGCUGGCUCGAAACAGGUUUACCAUUGAUUCUGAUGCCGUCUCCGCAAGCAGCCUGGAGAAAGAGUCCCAGCAGCCCCCCGGUGGUGGGGACACUGACCGAUGGGUAGAGGAGCAGUUUGAUCUUGCUCAGUAUGAGGAGCAAGAUGACAUCAAGGAGACAGACAUCCUCAGUGACGAUGAUGAGUUCUGUGAGUCCGUGAAGGGCGCCUCAGUGGACAGAGACCUGCAGGAGCGGCUUCAGGCCACCUCCAUCAGUCAGCGGGAAAGAGGCCGGAAAACCCUGGAUAGUCACGCGUCCCGCAUGGCACAGCUCAAGAAGCAAGCUGCCCUGUCGGGGAUCAAUGGAGGCCUGGAGAGCGCAAGCGAGGAAGUCAUUUGGGUUAGGCGCGAAGACUUUGCCCCCUCCAGGAAACUGAACACUGAGAUCUGACUGCGUCACCUGCCCCGUAGAGAAUGUGUGUAGAUACUUCCUGCCCUAACUCUGCCCACCCUCCUGUACCGUCGACAAGAAUGUCCCCUUAGGUCGCGCUCUUGCACACACGGUUUUGGCAGCUGACUUGGUUCUGAAGCCAUGUAGCCACCCAACUUUGUCAUUUUCAACAACAUCAGAAAGAAUUCCUCAGAAUCCCAAAUAAGCUUGAGUCCUAUCUUCUGUAUAUUACUAAGGGCUUUUAUUUAUUCUCAAUAAAUCAGGGCCUGAACAAUUAAAAGAAAAAAGAUUCUAUAGCACUGGAAAGCAAAUCACCCCCAGGAGUUAACGGAUGUACAACAGAUUAAUUUAAGGGAUAGUAGCACACACACGAUCCUUCUAUCUGAAAUCAGUCUCCUAGUUGGGGAAACCUCUUUCACACACAAAAUGAAAUGUGUACAGCUUGCAGUGUUCUGACUGUACCCUUCCCUCUUCCAUGUCUGAGAAUCUCUGUGUAUUUUAAGAAUGUGUGAGGAGAGGGUGGCGAUUCAUGUUUCAAUGAGCCUCUUUUUUUUUCCUUCCUGUUUUGGUCUAUGGCUGGUCUUACUCUGUGUCCAUGUUCGGAAGCUCUAGUUUUGCAUAGAAUUAUAGAGAUGCCAAACUCUUUGAAAAGAGAUCCAAAUUUAUCGCUUGAGAGAAAGAAAAGAAACACUAUUUUUUGUAUUUUACCUGAGAUACAGGGGCACAAAUAGAUGAGAAUUUUACAGUGUUAGUGUAUCCCUGAGCCUAAAAAAUGAGGAUAUAACCUUUUACAGAGAGAGUGAGGCGUGGUGGUUUUAUAUUUAUAUAUGAAAGGCCAACAAGCUCAUGCUAAGGAUAUACUUUUCUUCCAAAAAGCGGAUUUUUUUUUAAUGUUUGAAUCUAUAUUUGAGAUGGGAGUUUGGUUGGAUUAAACAUGACACCCAGGUGGGCGGUGUGUGUGUCUGUUGCACAUGGCAGGGAGGGGAGCCUCCUUCUCAUGGGGUUGCCAUGGUGAUCAUUGGUUUUUCCAUCAAAAUUGCAUCUUCAUCCAUAGAUUACCUUCCCCUUCCCUGACAGUCCAUAACCAAACCUUUAAACAGAACAACCUCUUUAAAAACUUCUCUUGUGUUUAACACUUUCUUCAUGCCAACGAAACAGGGUAAACAUGCUCAAAACGUUAACAGUCUAAACAGAUAUCCAAAUACUAAGAAGAAAAACAAGUUAUAGCACUUUCAAUUUUUUUUUUUUUUUAAAAAAAGGUUUAUAGCUUUUUCUUUUCCCAUGUCACAAUGUCCACUUCCUAAGAAGGGUUUAAAAUACUAUGAAAACUUUCUUUUUGGGGAAAAUAUCUAUUUGGUGUUUGACACAUCAGUAGGUACUUUAAAGACCUGAAUUUUAUAGUAGCUUUAGGAGUUAUAUUUUAUAAAAAUCAGUUAUGACUUUAUAUUUCCAGACAAUAGAGAGUUCAGUACAUCAUGCUCUUGUGCCUCUGCCUGCUUUUCCUGCGUUCCCACCCUGUAUUCCCCCUGCCUUUCGGGUUUCCAGGGCUUCGAGCUUGAUCUUUUGAAAGUUUUAUUCUAUUAAAUUUUUGCUAUAUCUUCUGGUUUUCUGAAAAAGCUUUAGAAUGGUUUCUAUACCCUUUGUAUCACUGCAUUUUUCCAUAUCAUCUCCGGUUCGAUCGCGUCCAGAUGGAAAACGGAAGCAGAGGCUUCUAAUCGUCGCAUUUACUGGCUCCAGUGCAACACAUCCAUCUGAAAACACUCGGAAGUCUGGUGCUUGGAGAGGGUGCCAUUGUCUCUUGUACAUAAGGUCAUGACGUGUCUAUGUCAAAAGUUCUUAUAUAUUUCUUUUAUAAGCUGAAAGAAGGUCUAUUUUUAUGUUUUUAGGUCUAUGAAUGGAACGUUGUAAAUGCUUGUCAAACAAUAAAAAUAAUGAAAAGUG